GAAUAUCUUUGCAGUUUGACUUUUGUUGCACCACCAGCGAAAACCACAGGCACACAGAGAAACAACGGAGCGACUGUGCGAAAGGCGCAACCAAAAUUAGCAUUUGCCAGUGGGUUUUUGCUGGUUUGCGGACGAACCGAAAACCUGCACCGUGCAAUUGCAACCGUGUACCAACACACCCACACGUACUCAAGCGAGUGAAACGAUUGUUUUUUUCUCAGCACAGCAGAGGUGAAGAAAAGUUUCGAGGAAGUGAAAAAAACAUACCAACACUGUCCCCGUGUGUGCGUGUGACCUAGUGUGUGUGUGUGCGUGCGUGUAUAACUACGCCAAGACCCGUGGGCAAAGCAGUGUGAGUAAAGGCACGGUGUGUGCGCGCGCACACACACACGUUCAGCUGUCACUGUGCGCCAGUGCGCCAGUGGUGUGUGUGUGUGUACGUGUGUGCUCUAAAACACACACACACGCACGGAACGUCAGAGAACGUCGUUUUUCUGGGGCACCCUUCUAUCGCGUGUGUGUGCUUUUAUUUGUUCCGUGUAGUUCGUCUGCAGGAUAGGAUCAUUCGGUCUCGCUCUCUCGCACACACUAUCCCGUGGCAUUUGUGUGUUGAAAUUUCGAUUGCGUUUUACCAUCGACGAGCGAGAUUUCGGGGUUUUUCGUGGUGUCACUGCAGCCAAAUCGAAGUACAUCGUCGCACGGGAAGGAGGUUGUUGUUCCUUCUCCACAUACCCACAUACACAUACAAACACACGUUCUUAACGUUUUGGAGUGUUUUUUGUUUGCUUAAUUAUUUCCACUUGGAAAAAACUAAAAGAAGGUAGCAAGAGCGAACGAGAAGCCAAAAUUGAUUCGUAACACACACACUACGUGCGCGCUUAGUGUGUGUAGUGUGUGCUGCACAAGAGGAGGAAGCACAGUGUGCCGUGGCAGUGUGGCACCGAUCUGCGAAAAGUGUGGUGUUGGAAAAUUCGAAGUGAAAAAGGCGUGUGAAGGUGACACACACACACGGUGUGUGGCCGUCUACAGGGCGGAGAAGCAGUUUGUGUGUGUGUGACUCGUAGAGUAGACGGAAAAGCUCUCCCGCUGCGCCACCCACCCGUUCUCCCAAGAUCUGCAUCACAAAUUUGCACAACACACAUCAACCACUUCCGUGAGCAAAAUCGUGCAAAGCGCGCAGUCAACGGGAAGGAGCUGCACAGUGUGAGUGUGUGACGCGCGUGAAGAAUCUGGUGACCAAUCAUCACUCCCCCCCCACCCCACCUGGCGGUCGCUAAUUAGCGAGUUGGAUUCAAGUUCUUUUCAAGCGCUACGUGUAAAUACACACACAGAGAGACACGCACACACGCACGGCGGAUCAUCAACCUAAGCGCGUGUGUGUAGGCCAGUCACAACAGUCACAACAACAACACAGCCGUUUUGUGAAGUGAAGUGAAGGAGGAAGGCCUUGACGGUCUCGGCUGUGUUGUGUUUUGGCCCCGCGGAAGUCUCUGGUGCCACCGAGCGGGGAAUCAUGGAUUCCGACGAUGAAAGCUUCGAGGAGCACGACUCGGGCAACGUGUCCAGCGGGGACGACGAUUUCGCGAUGGACGUCGAUAUCAACAAUCCGCGCGACCGCGGCCAGGAGACGGACGAGUACCCGUACGACGUGCUGACGACGGACGAGAUCGUCCAGCAUAUGGUCGACUGCAUCAAGGACGUCAACACGGUCGUGGAGAUCCCAGCCACCAUUACCCGGAUUCUGCUGAACCAUUUCAAAUGGGACAAGGAAAAGCUGAUGGAACGAUUCUACGAUGGCGAUCAGGAUAAGCUAUUUAAGGAUGCGCACGUGAUCAAUCCGUUUCGAAAGCCAAGUAUAGCACUCAAGCCAAAGAUCAAAAAGUCCAGAACAGAGGAUUGUGAAAUCUGCUACUCAACGUUUCCUCCCAGUAUGAUGACCGGUCUGGAAUGCGGACACCGUUUCUGUACGCAGUGCUGGCAAGAGUACCUGACCACCAAGAUCGUCGAGGAGGGGCUCGGCCAGUCGAUAGCGUGUGCCGCCCACGGAUGUGAUAUUCUGGUCGAUGACGUAACGGUGAUGCGGCUGGUGCAGGAUCCGCGCGUCCGGCUCAAAUACCAGCACCUUAUCACCAACAGUUUCGUGGAGUGCAAUCGAUUGUUACGAUGGUGCCCGUCGGCCGACUGCACGUACGCGAUCAGGGUGCAGUACGUCGAUCCGCGACCGGUUGUCUGCAAGUGCAACCACGUGUUCUGCUUCGAGUGUGGCGAAAACUGGCACGACCCGGUACAGUGCCGGUUGCUGAAGAAGUGGAUCAAAAAGUGUGACGACGAUUCGGAAACUUCCAACUGGAUCGCCGCCAACACGAAGGAGUGCCCGAAGUGUAACGUCACAAUCGAGAAGGACGGUGGCUGUAACCAUAUGGUAUGCAAAAAUCAAAAUUGCAAACAUGACUUCUGUUGGGUAUGUCUUGGAUCUUGGGAACCGCACGGUUCGUCCUGGUACAACUGCAACCGGUACGACGAGGAUGAGGCCCGUGCGGCACGUGACGCGCAGGAGAAGCUGCGCUCCACUCUGGCAAGAUAUCUCCAUUACUACAAUCGCUACAUUAACCACAUGCAGUCGCUCAAGUUUGAGCACAAGCUGUACGCUGCCGUCAAGGAGAAGAUGGAGGAGAUGCAGCAGCAUAACAUGUCUUGGAUUGAGGUCCAAUUUCUGAAGAAAGCUGUGGACAUUCUCUGCCAGUGUCGUCAAACACUCAUGUGCACUUACGUGUUUGCCUACUAUCUUAGAAAGAAUAAUCAGUCCCUGAUCUUCGAGGAGAACCAGAAGGAUCUGGAAACGGCGACGGAAACCCUGUCCGAGUACUUGGAGCGUGAUAUAACGUCGGAAAAUUUGGCGGACAUUAAGCAGAAAGUGCAGGAUAAGUACAGAUACUGCGAGAAGCGUCGGAAAGUGUUGCUGGACCACGUGCACGAAGGCUACGAGAAGGAUUGGUGGGAGUACACCAACUGAUGAUCACGAUCGUGAAUGCUGAUGCAGAUAUGACGGAACGAUGGUGGUGUGUGCGGUGUUGAAUGUGAACGAAUAGCGUGUUGGAUCUGAAGCAACGCGUCGUUCGACUUAAUAACUAGCGGUUCAACUAAUAAUUUAUAACCCUCAUAACGCUUCGAGUCGCCCCAUCGGUCGAACGUGGUCGAAGAAGGUCGAUGUGGUGUAGUGUCGGCGCAGCGGGACGCCUUUACCUUAGUAAGAACCGAAAUACGAGACCAGAGCAAUUCGACCAAUUUCAACUGCCCCCUCAAACAACAAACACACCACACACACCCACAUACAUAAAGAAGAGUCUUCGCCGUCGCUCGUGUUGUAGCAAAAUAGAUGCUCUACUUGGUUUGUGUGUCUGUGUGUGUGAGAGAGAGAGAGAGAGAGAGAGAGAGAAGUCCCGACCGCGCCACAUUUAAAUUAAUCGAAAAAAGAUGGUAGCCAAAAGUAGGUUUUGUUAUCUACCGCUGAUACGAACGGAAGAGAGAGAGAGAGAGGUAGAGAGAUAGAGAGAGCUUAGCACACACAGUUAGUAGCAGGCAGAUAUCCUUUUUCAGUUUUUCCCCCCCAUUUGAACUCUUGAUUUUGAUUCUCGGUUAGAAUUUCCUAUAUUUACCUAUCUUGGAUAUAUGUGUUUGUCUGUGUGUGUGUGUGUGCGCGCGCGCUUUGUGAAACAUGAAACCCUUCGUUUUGGUUUGUUGUCUUUACUAAAUGCACGUAAUUAUUUUAGGAAACAACCGUUACAACAUUAUAAGCCCUAGGCUAGUCGCAAGCGAAAGAACGAUAUAAAAAAAAACACACACAGAGCUGCUUGGAAGGAUUGUAUCAUACUUUUGCACACACACAUUAAUUUGCAAAACUAAACAGUAUGAAAAAGAAGACAGGAAACAGAAAAAAAGAAAAAAAAACGUUAACAAACCUUGACCCACUAAACAAAACGAACCACUGUUGUGUUAUCGGUGUAACCUUCGCCACACAAAGGGGCUAGCGGUAGAGCGGUAGAGGGAAGAGAAAUGAGAAGCAGAGAGUAUGCUUUCAUAUGUUGUGUGUGAUAUAUGGUGCCGUGUGCGUGUUAUGUAGCUGGGGCGUUAAAUUUUAUGAUUUCCUUUUUCCUUUUUCUGCUAUUUUCGUGCAAGAACUGGCCGCUACCCUCAACCAUCCAACUUUGCAUCCCCUCGGAAUUAGAGGAAGAAUCGUGUUGUCCUUUGUUAUGCACCACCCUCUGUUUUGUAGUAUUUUACGGGCAUCUGUACUUUGCUGUGUGCUAUUGGGGCAAAGACACAACAUUUUCAUUGCAGCUAUUGUGGUGCGCGGGUGUGUGUUUUGGUUGUUUGCUUUUGUUUUUCUCCCAUCACCCAUAAUUGCUAAUGUAGAGAAUUUUUUGUAACAUUAAACAAACGCAACGGCGAAACACUACUCUUUCAUGUCCAUGUGAUCCUCCCGCGUAUAUUGUUUAUGGUUUUGAUAGGUUCCCCCCCCCCAUUUUUGUCUUUAAAUGCUUUCAUCAGUUAGUUCCUUUUUCCUCCAUUGUAUGGACAUAGUUUUCUUGCCAUUCUGCUGCUCUGGGACAACAACUGUUUCGGAUUCGUUGCAAAAAAAAAAAAUCAACCCCAAACGAAGAGCUGCCGUUUCGUGCAUACUCUUAACCCGAUAGUGGUGUUGUGUAGUAGUGUGGGGGGGACAUGCGAAAGUGUGAUAAUAAAAUAUACAGGUGGUACAAAUCUGAGAUGGACGCUUCGUUUCGUUUUCUUUCUGCCUCUGUUUGUCCCUUUGUGUGUGUGUUUUUUUCUGGUUUUGGACCGCUUUCGGAUUUAAUUUUGACUAGCGAAGGAAUUACGGUUGAAACCUUUUGAACUUAGAUUUGUGAGCACCUUCUUGCAGCAUAGCUGCCACAAACUUCUACUUAUUACUUCUUAAAUUUAUUCUUUGUUUUUUUUGGCCGUUUCUCCUUCUUUUAAAUUGGUUGAUAAGUUUGUUAAUCCCUUUAGACGAAUAAAAAAACAUUUUAACUCGAUUUGGUUACUUUGUACGAAAAGGGAAAGCUGUUGUUGUUAGGUCCGGUUUCGUGACGCAACCAAGCGCGAUCGGUCGAUUUGUGGAGUUGAGCAAAGCAAACAAAAAGCAAGAAAAAAAUGCAUACUUUUUCCUCCAAAAGUGUACAUAAACUGUGACAUGUGACUCUCAUUACGCAAAUGUCCCAAAGAGGAGGAGGAGGAACACAGACACUAGCAGGCGGUAGUGCUGAGAAGAAGAAGAAGAAAGUACAUUACACGAGCGAGCGAUAUGUAUCGAACAAUUGCACGCAGUGAAAGUUGUAAGUAAUUGAAAGCAGUUGAACAAAAUAGAGAAGAAGAAAGAAAAAACACCCAAACAUUGUGUGUUUCUGAAGAUUAUUGUUGAUUAUGAGGUGUGAGUGAGGCAAAGCGUUAAACGAGAAGAGAUAUAAAUCAGAGAAGUAAAAAAAAAAACAUAAAUAUAGCAAAAU
Molecule: messenger RNA, 5525 nt
Organism: Anopheles merus
Lineage: Eukaryota; Metazoa; Arthropoda; Insecta; Diptera; Culicidae
Gene: ari-1
Product: E3 ubiquitin-protein ligase ariadne-1
Exons: 9
Coding region: 1514-3013 (499 amino acids)
Biological process (GO): positive regulation of proteasomal ubiquitin-dependent protein catabolic process; ubiquitin-dependent protein catabolic process; protein polyubiquitination
Cellular component (GO): ubiquitin ligase complex; nucleus; cytoplasm
Molecular function (GO): zinc ion binding; ubiquitin protein ligase activity; ubiquitin conjugating enzyme binding
Source: RefSeq, a predicted model, not a curated record